AGAGAGAAGAGAGAGAGAGAGUGAGAGUGAGAGAGAGAGAGAGAGAGGGCUUCAAACUCUAGAAUCCCAAAGCCACAUCCAGGAAUCCAGACUCAAAAGCAGAAGGCCCACAGCUCAACUCAGUAGAGAGAGAGAGAGAGAGAGGGAGGGAGAGAGAGGAAAAGUAACUAGAGUCCUGCACUAUUUCUUAUCUAUCCAAAAUCUAAACCCGAAGAGAAGGAUAAGAGGGGAAGAAGAUCUGCGCUUUCUCCAACCCUAAAACCCUCUUCCAAGGUCGUGUCUCUUUCACUCUCUGUUCUACAUCCAUGCCAUGGAUAGAUAGAUGCCAGCAAGGCUGCUCCAGCUGCUCUGUUUUCCAUUUUUAGGUCCUCUCUGUCCCCCUCAGAAACUAUAGACAGUGUUCAAGAUCACUCCCUUCUCCAGCCCAAUAGGAGAGUAACUUCCCCAUCUUCCAAGCCUUUAGAGCUGAUCUCUCCGUUUUGGCUGCUUAAAACCCUAGUAAACCCCUAAAGACAUCAGUUUUCCAAAGAAAGGUGGCUCCUUUACGCUCACACUGAAUUCCUCUUUGAAUCCCAUUUCUGGAACCUCUUUAUCAGAAGAAAACGCUUUAGAUUUUGGUCACCGCGGCUAAAGGGUAAGGGGGAGAAGGUGCAAUUUUUGUGCUGGAUUUUCCUUGCCGAGUCCUGUUUUCAUAUGAAAAUUCUUCUCUGUCAAUGAGUUGGAUCGAUCUCGAUGCUACUGGGGUGCUCGGUUUCGAGUCUGGCGGCGAAAUUCGCAUUCUUCCCGCCCGAGCCGCCUACCUACACCGUCAAGAAGGACGACAAUGGGCGGCUGGUGGCCUCCGGGAUCCCACGGGAUCAUUCACUGGAUGUGCUGGUCCUGGACACCAAGCGUGGGAACAAGGUUGUAGCCUUCUACCUGAGGAACCCCUAUGCCCGGCUCACGGUGCUAUACUCGCACGGCAAUGCCGCUGAUCUAGGGCAGCUCUAUGAUCUCUUUGUACAGCUCAAGGUCAACCUCAGAGUUAAUCUGAUGGGAUACGACUACUCUGGUUAUGGAGCCUCAACUGGUAAGCCAAGCGAAUACAACACUUAUGCAGAUAUUGAGGCUGUAUACCGAUGCCUGGAAACUGAAUAUGGAGUCGGUCAGGAAGACUUGAUCUUAUAUGGGCAGUCUGUUGGUAGCGGUCCCACACUGCACUUGGCAGCUCGCUUGCCAAGAUUGCGCGGUGUAGUGCUUCACAGUGCUAUAUUGUCAGGCCUACGUGUGGUCUGCCAUGUGAACUUCAAUUUCUGCUUUGACAUAUAUAAAAACAUUAACAAAAUUAAAAAGGUGAAGUGCCCGGUUCUUGUGAUUCAUGGAACCGAGGAUGAUGUAGUGAAUUGGCUUCAUGGCAAUGGGCUAUGGAAACUAGCUAGGGAUCCGUACGAGCCCUUGUGGAUCAAAGGAGGUGGUCACUGCAAUCUGGAGCUGUACCCGGACUACAUUCACCAUCUAUGCAAGUUUAUCAAGGAAAUGGAGAGCAUCACCACUGCAACCCGGCUCAAAAAGAUCCGACAGAGCCUCCGACUCCCUAGAAAAUCUUCUAAGGUGUGCUCCUCCACAACCACUACUUUCACUACUAACUGCUGCUGCCCAAUUAGAAUCCAGAAGCCUACUUGCUCAGGCUGUUCGCAAACAGGAUGUCUAAAUUUGCGAUGCUGCAAGGGGUCAGUGUACUUCUGCAGCCUGUGCUGCGGUGGAGAUGGGCAGUGAUAUUGGAGUCUGUAUAGAAACUUGCUUACAUAUCUAACCCCUUCCAGUGUAAUGCAACAAGUGAUCAAGCUUAUGUUGUCCAAGAGGAUAGAACACAUCUAGUUGUUUAUUUGACUCUGAGUUGCAGUUCUCCAUGCCUUUGUUAAAAUAUUAUUUGAUUUGUACUGCGUAAUGCUUGGGAUUUGUUUCCA
This is a messenger RNA of Phoenix dactylifera (date palm), 1946 nucleotides long. RefSeq lists its product as uncharacterized. NCBI's taxonomy places the organism in Eukaryota, Viridiplantae, Streptophyta, Magnoliopsida, Arecales, Arecaceae. The record is from RefSeq and is a predicted model, not a curated record.